Molecule: messenger RNA, 2000 nt
Organism: Talpa occidentalis (Iberian mole)
Lineage: Eukaryota; Metazoa; Chordata; Mammalia; Eulipotyphla; Talpidae
Gene: NREP
Product: neuronal regeneration related protein
Exons: 5
Coding region: 194-406 (70 amino acids)
Biological process (GO): regulation of transforming growth factor beta receptor signaling pathway; regulation of neuron differentiation; axon regeneration
Cellular component (GO): nucleus; cytoplasm
Source: RefSeq, a predicted model, not a curated record
GCGUGGGCGGCGGCGCGCUGGGCGCUGGGGUGUCGCGAGUCGGGGUCCAAGCGCGCGCGCGUUGGCCGCCCGCCAGCGGGGCCCCGAGCCUCCGAUUCCUGCCGAGUGUAGAAAGGAGAGAGUGAGCUGGGAGCGGGCUUUUGUCUGUUGGUCUCCCUGGACUGAAGAGGGAGGGUGGAAGGCCAAGACUGUUAUGAUUCUCAAAAUGGUUUAUUACCCAGAGCACUGUCUCUGGGUUAAUCAAGACCCAUUUCCAAAAAAGGAAAUGGAUGGGAGGCUUCCUAAGGGAAGACUUCCCAUCCCUAAGGAAGUGAACCGCAAGAAGAAUGAGGAGACUGAGGCUGCCUCCCUGCCUCCACUUGGCAGCAAUGAACGCCCAGGAAUCAGUUACCUCCACUCUUUUUAAAUGUAACACCUCCAUUUGUGUAUGGGUAUUGAUGAGGUCAUGGUAUCAUAUAUGGGAUUUUUUUCUGUGUAAAUCAUCAAGUAUAAGAAGAAACUAUGGGACUCUGAGCCUUGCUUUAGAGAAUUUACAGUGGGCAAAUAGGUAUCAUCAAACCAGUUUUUAAUCAUUCUGACUCAAGUGAAAACACUCAGAAUUUCACACUGUGAAUCCACGUUUACAACCCUUACAGGUGGGCCUUCAGGCCUGGUUCGCUGCGAUGACGUCUUCCACAACUCAAACUCCCACUGCUCUCAUACAACCGGUCCACUUCUGCCUUUCACUCAUACAGCUCCUGACUGCUUCUUGCAGAGGCUGAGAGUCCCCUCCCCCUUUUUUUCAUUUAGAUGUAACAAUUCUAGUAGUUUAUGUUCAUCGAUUGUCUGUAUAUCUCUAUAUUUUAUCCAUGUACUCUUUUGAUGUAUAGAAGUAGUUUGAAAUUCAUUGUUUCCUUGUGGUAAGUGACCGAGAUGCUGCCACAGGACCUGAGACACUGAUGAAUGGUGCUAUUUUGGACUUUCAACAUGCUCCUUGGCGAGGUAGCUCUGAUGGAGUUAUUUUUUAUUUCCAUGUUCUAAGAAGGUAUUGGUAUUCUGUUUCCCUGACUGUCGUUCUCUAGACUGGAUUGACUUGUUUUUCUUGUGUCUUCAGUGUGGCUUUCUUCUUCAGCAUUGUAGGUUGAGUGAAUGCUACCAGAGAGAGUGUAAGAGACUCAUGUCUCAUCGGCUGGCACUCAUGAACAGUCCCUGUAACGGGAGCAAUCACAAAACUGUAAUUUACUUACCAAAUCUCUUUCUUUUGGUAGCAUUGCCUGCCUAACUUAGAGAAAGAAAAGCAAUAAUUUCACAGGCAUUUUUAGGUGUCUCUUUUGGUUAUUUUGUUCAAAAGAGUCUUUGGGGAAAAUAUGCAAACUUUUAAAUAAAUAACCUCUAAAAAAUGUCCAAAAUGCUGGCAUCUGAAGAGGAAUAUGAAAAUUACACACCAAACCUAAAACUUCAGUUGGGAAAAAAAAUCUUUAUAAAAUUAAAUUUUUAAUAAAGGGCAGAGCCCUCCUUUUCUGCAGUUCUAAUAAGCAAGGUGUAGAAUUUACAUUUUUGUCCUUGCUCCCAAUGAAAUAGAUAAACAAAAAUAAAAUCAGACAAUACCAUCUUAAUGGAAUGUUGUUGUGUUAGCCAGUCUGAAAGCCCACCUUAAUUUUUAUAUUACUGUCUUUUAGCUCUCCUCGACAGGGCGGGCUUGUUCUGAACUGUUCUACUUCUGACUGUUAGACAUCAGGAUGCAUGCACUGCACUUCCUACUUCUCUUCUCGUUCCCCCAUUGCCUAAGUUUCUUGUGCAUUACCCCCCUCUCUCUAUUAGAAUAGGAAUAUCAGCUGUGUAAAUAGAGCAAGAAAAUAGUAUACUGCAUUGUGGCAUUUAUGUAGAGUUGCAUUGUGUAGUGCUGAAAAUGCAGGCUUUUGUAACAAUGUGUUCUUAACUGAUGCACUCAAGACAAGUACCCAAUGUAUUUUAGCUAUUUUAGUAGUAUUUGUUCAAUAAAUAUGCAAGCUGUAAGGUAA